AUGGCUCUUAUGACAGUGCAGUUUCGGCCGAUGACGGCAUUAAAGGGAAAAGAUGCAGGUGAAGGAGUUGGAGAGGCUGCCGGUAGAGUCGGAGGAGGUUCUGGUUCGGACUUCACACCUACACACUCCAGAUUCCGCCGUUUCUACGGUGGAGGCCCUGGUGGUUUUGGAGGACCUGGCGGUUAUGGCGGUGAAGGCCCUGGUGGUUAUGGAAACUAUGGCGGUGGAGGUCCUGGUGGUUAUGGAAACUAUGGCGGUGGAGGUCCUGGUGGUUAUGGAGGCUAUGGUGCUGAUGCUGGUGCUGCUCCUCCUGCUGCUGAUCCAGCUCCUAGUGGUGGUGGUGGAGGUGGGACUUCUAGUGGCCACAGGACCAUAACAAACACUAUCAGUGGCGGCUAUGGAGGCUAUAGUGCUAACGGUUAUCCUAGCCCCGCUGACUCUGUAGGUUACCAAUUCAGGAGGCCAAUGCCCGGCAAUCGUUGGUUUCCUCAACGCUAA
Uloborus diversus is the source of this 498-nucleotide messenger RNA. RefSeq lists its product as uncharacterized. The transcript has 2 exons. The record is from RefSeq and is a predicted model, not a curated record. NCBI's taxonomy places the organism in Eukaryota, Metazoa, Arthropoda, Arachnida, Araneae, Uloboridae. Bases 1 to 498 code for a protein of 165 amino acids.